This is a messenger RNA of Hypoxylon trugodes, 2571 nucleotides long. RefSeq names its product RNA polymerase III transcription factor IIIC subunit-domain-containing protein. Gene Ontology annotation, biological process: transcription initiation at RNA polymerase III promoter. The coding region runs from base 200 to 2197 and encodes 665 amino acids. Gene Ontology annotation, cellular component: transcription factor TFIIIC complex. The transcript is spliced from 3 exons. The record is from RefSeq and is a predicted model, not a curated record. NCBI's taxonomy places the organism in Eukaryota, Fungi, Ascomycota, Sordariomycetes, Xylariales, Hypoxylaceae.
UACGUUGUAUUCGUUCGAUUCUCUCUCGGCCCCCAAAAGUGAACAAAGCGGUCGCACGAAUAUCGCAACCCUUCUCACAUCUAAAGAAGCAACGCAAACAUUACUAGAUUCUAAAUAGGGAGCCGACUCUCCUUUAAAUGCCUCUUACUCGCACUAAUAAAAAUACCCUGCUGAAGUACACCCGUAAUCGACUAUUAUCAUGGAAGUCGAAGACGAUUCAUACCAACAUGAUAGUUCAGAUGAUGCCGACGAGCCAGCAGGUGCUCCCAUAUACGAGGUGCCCCAAAGGAAAAUAGUCGCUAUAGAACACCCUUGCGUCUUACUCAAUCUCGACAAGGGACUCGCCACAUUCGGACAAGAUCCUGACUUCCAUAAACUCCUUGCGGAUACAUCAGAGCCUAGUUCAGUCCCCUUGUGGUUUCGGCCAGAUAAUCCUACAUCCAAACCUAUUGUAUCACAUCAUACAGCAACAAACAACAUUCUACUCAAGAUCACCGUCCCUAAAAGAACGGACAGGAAGCGGAAGCGAGGGAGUAAUGACCCAUUCACAGGCGACGUUGACAUCACGGAUCGGACAUCUGUCUCCUCGGAAGCUGAUCAAGUGAGCUCCGUAAGCCGUCAUGAUACGCCAAAAUCUAUCCUUCGGAAAAUGCAAGACAACGCCGACAAUUAUCAAGUAGAAGCCGUCGGAAACGUUCAGGAUACCCAUAGAUACCGAGGUUUGGCAGAUUUCCAAUUCGCGAACGCGCAUGGAUCAUUCUUAGCGAAAGCUGCGGAUCAUUUGCUUCCAAUGAAAGUUUCAAAAUUGAGAGAUCUCAAGCUGGCCUCUGGUGUAGCGACGGAGCCUGGCCAGGAGAUAAUACCUCCGCCGCACUUCACAGACAAAGUUGUUGGAUUUAGUUACAACUAUGAACAGAAUCCAAACACCAAGAUAGAAGAGCAUAUGACAGGGGCGCGGCAAUUAAUCAAUAUCCAAGGCAGGAAAAAACAUUCGUACGGAUAUUUCAUUAACAAUAGCAAAUACCCUGUGCCUCAGAAGCCUCGACGGGAACCGGAAACACAAAUGCCGGAAGAGUUAAUGAGUCAACUCCAUGAAUUAAUGGAAGAAAGACCAAUAUGGACACGACGGGCCAUUCUUAAUCGUGUGACGGGUAGGUACUCCGACACGGUCCUUCGAAUCAGCCUUCAGAUCGUCGGUUAUCAAUUCAGAGGCGGCCCUUGGCGAGAUGCUUUCGUCAAAUAUGGCGUCGAUCCUCGUCGUGAUCCUAAAUUUCGGGACUACCAGACUUUAGCCUUCAAGCUAGAGAGAAAUAUAGUCGGUACAAACAAAACGUCGUGGCAGGCGGUUAGGAAGAGUCAAAUGAAGAAACAAGCAAAAGAAAAUAGAGACAGUCACUUUUGGGACGGGAAACGCUAUUCAACGGACGGGAAGUUCUGGCAAGUUUGCGACAUAACAGACCCUUUUGUACGCAAGCUCCUCAACCAGGCGCCUAUGAGGAAAACUUGCGACCCGGAUGAUUCUGGCUGGUUUUACAGUGGCACAUGGGCGAAAGUCAAGAUAGCGAUGAAGGUGAAGAUGAUUGCUAUUAAACGGGGACGAAUGGGCUCGGACGAUGAUAAUCCGCAGAAGCCAGGGUUUUUAUACAACUCAUUCCUCGAAGAAAAACUCCGGCAAUGGCCUGAUAAGGGUGACAAACCACUUGGUUUAACGCUUGAGCCGUUGUUACGGCCAAUCGAAGAGGUCGAUACGAGAAUGCGCAAACGUCGAGCACCGACCAAGAAAUUCGAAUCUGUUACAGCGGAUGCCCCAUCAAGCCAAGGAGGCGAAGCGCCGGACAAUUUAGAGUCCGAAAGUAUACCAGGCAAUGAUGAUGACGUACCAGGCGACGAUGAAGAAGCAGCCUUAGAAGAGAACGACUGGGAGGUCGAUAUGCUAGACUGCAAUCUAGAUGACGUAGACAUAGAAGUAGAUGAAGAUGAUGAUGGAGAGGGGGAUGAAGACGGGGACGAGGACGGAGAUGGAGAUGGAGAUGGUGGUAUGGAAGAUUAUGACGGCUUCUCUGAUAUCGACGAAGACAUAGAGGAGUACGGUGAAGGUGAAGAGGAUGAGGCCGAGCAGGAACAGGGCGAAGAAGAGGAAGAAGAUGCAGAUGCAGAUGCGACAAUGGGUGACAACCUCACAUAUGACGAUGAAUAGAGAGACUAACCCUAUCGCAUCGGCCUCAGACAUAAAUCUGAGACAAUUCGGAAAUAACUACCUAGUUAGAUAAAGAAGACGAUCGUGUUGUCCUCUUAUUUGAACGUCGAUUCCUCUUCUUCUUUCUAUUACGGCUACCUGAAUAGCUACCAAAUAUCUACACUCAUGAGAAAGGAACAAUAGGAUAUCAGGACUCGCUAAUAACCCACGGAAACUAGGCCCUUACUAUCUUAGUAGUACCUAGGUAAUCAGCCAGCUUCCAGUCGGAUCGGAGUUGGGGGACGGGACCAUGUCUCAUUUGAUUAUGUCAUCAUUGGAGCUGGGGGUGGCAUUGAACCUCGGCAAGUCCGUUGUCCUCGGUCGUCAUUAUCGAU